This is a messenger RNA of Solea senegalensis (Senegalese sole), 3069 nucleotides long. Its product is annotated as extracellular calcium-sensing receptor-like. Bases 350 to 2977 code for a protein of 875 amino acids. The transcript is spliced from 9 exons. Gene Ontology annotation, molecular function: G protein-coupled receptor activity. Gene Ontology annotation, cellular component: membrane. The record is from RefSeq and is a predicted model, not a curated record. Gene Ontology annotation, biological process: G protein-coupled receptor signaling pathway. Lineage: Eukaryota; Metazoa; Chordata; Actinopteri; Pleuronectiformes; Soleidae.
UUUAAAUUAUAAUGAUAACACAAUUACAUUGUGAUUUAUGUACUAAAAAUGACAGCUUUAAAAAUGGCCAGGCCUGCAGAAAAGGUGUGGAAUAGUAAGUCUGAAAUUGUUUUUGUGGCAAUGACAAUAGAUUAUCUUAUAUUAAGAGGAGCCACUGACUACUGUCUUGUCAACAAAAAACGUGACACAGGAAGGGAUAAACAAAACCAGGUAUUUUAGGCCCUGCCCAUACAAACUCCCAUUCUGCCCUGAUAGGUGGUGGGCAGGAAUAAAUAAUAUAACAAGUCAAUAAAAUGGGUGAUGUAGUGAUGGAACUGAACUCAGAAAAGGGACGAACCAGAGCAAAGUCAUGAGGGUAUUUUUGGACACUAGUCUCCUCUUACUAUGGCUGUUCUCCUGGUUUUCAUCUGAUGUGUCCUCCUCUCUUUAUUCAACCUCUUGUCAGUUACAGGGACAGUUUAAUCUCAGUGGGAUGCACCAGAAUGGUGAUGUGAUUUUAGGUGGACUUUUUGAAAUACACUUCUUUUCUGCUGACCCUGACCUGUCUUUUACCUCAGAGCCACAACAGCCUACCUGCUAUGGAUUUGAUGUUAUAGGAUUCAGACAGGCUCAGACCAUGGCCUUUGCUAUUGAUGAAAUCAACAGAAAAUCCAACCUGCUGCCUAAUGUGACUCUGGGAUACAGUCUGUAUGAUAACUGUCUUCAAGUAGGAAUUGGAUUUCGUGCAGCACUGACCUUAGUUAGUGGUCAAGAAGAGGAAGUUACAUUAGAGGAGAACUGUGUAGGAACUCCUCCAGUCCUAGGGAUUGUGGGUGAUUCUUCUUCUACACGUUCUAUUGCCAUAUCCACAGUCUUAGGUUUGUACAGAGUGCCAAUGGUCAGUUAUUUUGCCACAUGUUCCUGCCUGAGUGACCGACAAAAGUUUCCAUCUUUCUUUAGGACAAUCCCGAGUGAUGCUUUUCAGGUGAAUGCAAUGAUUCAGAUUCUUAAACACUUUGGUUGGACUUGGGCAGGUCUGCUCAUCAGUGAUGAUGAUUAUGGAGUCCACGCUGCCCGAUCCUUUCACUCUAAUCUGGGUCCAGCUGGUGCAGGUUGUCUGGCUUACACAGAGAUUUUGCCCUGGGGUGACGACCCUGCUGAACUAAGGAGAAUAGUGGAUGUGAUGAGGAAAUCUACAGCUCGAGUGGUGAUUGUGUUUUCAAAUAAGAGUCGCAUGAUUAAUCUCAUGAAAGAGGUGGUGAGGCAGAAUGUGACAGGCCUGCAGUGGAUUGCCAGUGAAUCCUGGACAACAGCUGAUGUACUCCAGACUCCUCACCUCAUGCCUUACCUGGGUGGAACACUGGGCAUCUCUGUCCGUCGAGGAGAAAUACCAGGACUCAGAGAAUUCCUUUCACAAAUGCAUCCUGAUCUGCACACAGACGGAAACAUCAUGGUGAGCGUGAACCAGUUUUGGGAACACACGUUUCAGUGUAGAUUUGCACCACCUCCAGCAGGUUGGGUGGAAGCUGGAGGAGAAUUAUGCACUGGACAGGAAGUUAUAGAGAAUGUGGAGACUGAGUUCUUGGAUGUUUCAAACCUCAGGCCAGAGUAUAAUGUGUAUAAGGCUGUGUACGCUCUGGCAUAUGCUCUUGAUGACAUGUUGCAGUGUGAGCCAGGGAGAGGACCUUUCAGCAACAACACCUGUGCUCAUUUACAAAGACUGGAGCUAUGGCAGCUUGUACAUUACUUGGAAAAGGUCAACUUCACCACGACAUUUGGUGAUCAAGUAUCAUUUGAUGAGAAUGGUGAUACCAUACCAUUAUAUGACAUCAUGAACUGGGUGUGGCUCCCUAGUGGAAGAACUAAUGUUCAGAGAGUGGGUGAGGUUAAGAGGUCAGCCUUUAAAGGUGAAGAAGUCACACUGGAUGAGGACAACAUUUUCUGGAACUUUGAAUCCAAACAGCCUCCUCAGUCAGUGUGCAGUGAGAGCUGUCCACCAGGUACCCGCAUGGCCAGAAAGAAGGGGGAACCUGAGUGUUGUUUUGACUGUGUCUCUUGUCCGGAAGGAAAGAUCAGCAAUACAACUGACACCAUGGAGUGCACCAGUUGUCCAGAAGAUUUCUGGUCUAGCCCCCAGCGUGACCACUGUGUUCCUAAGAAAACAGAGUUCCUCUCCUACCAUGAGCCUCUGGGUAUCUGCUUGACAACCACCUCACUGUUGGGCACAUGUAUCUGUGUUGUUGUUCUGGGCAUCUUCAUCCAUCAUCACAACACACCUAUAGUUCGUGCCAACAAUUCAGAACUCAGUUUUCUUCUCUUGGUGUCACUCAAAUUGUGUUUCUUGUGUUCGUUGCUCUUCAUUGGACGACCCAGAUCAUGGACUUGCCAACUAAGACAUGCAGCAUUUGGCAUCAGCUUUGUGCUUUGUGUCUCAUGUAUCCUGGUGAAAACCAUGGUGGUUCUGGCUGUGUUCAGGGCCUCCAAACCAGGAGGGGAGUCCAGUCUGAAGUGGUUUGGUGCUGUGCAGCAGAGAGGGACAGUUCUGGUUCUGACUUCUGUUCAAGCAGCAAUCUGCACUGCCUGGCUUGUCUCUGCUUCACCAGUGCCUCAUAAAAACACCCAGUAUCACAGUGACAAGAUAGUUUAUGAGUGUGUAGUUGGGUCCACAGUUGGUUUUGCAGUUUUACUUGGUUAUAUUGGUUUACUGGCUGUCCUUAGUUUUUUGUUAGCAUUUCUAGCAAGGAAUCUUCCAGACAGUUUCAAUGAGGCCAAACUCAUCACUUUCAGCAUGCUGAUCUUCUGUGCAGUGUGGGUGGCCUUUGUCCCGUCUUACAUUAGCUCACCAGGCAAAUAUGCAGAUGCGGUGGAGGUAUUUGCCAUCCUGGCCUCCAGUUUUGGCCUCUUGGUGGCACUGUUUGGACCCAAAUGUUACAUAAUCCUGUUGAGACCAGAGAGAAACACAAAGAAAGCCAUCAUGGGUCGAGGCACCACAAAGUAACACUAUUAACUAUGAUCCGCUCCAUAUUUUAGAAUUGAGUUGUAAUUAACAGGUCACAAUAGAGGCAAUAAAGAUGUGUUAACACACCUUAA